AUGAGAACCUUUUUUAUUUUGGCUAUCCUUGUCGCGGCAGUCUAUUCCGAAGACUGUAGGCGUCAUGAGGAUUGCACUGCCACUACCUGUGCUUCUGGAUCUGAGCUCCACUGUGUAAACCAUCAAUGCACAUGUACCACAGCAGGCAGUGGUGAUGGAGGAUGUACCAUGGCUGAUGACUGUCAUGGAAGAUGUGACCAUGGUGGACGUCACCAUUGCAUUGAUGGUCGAUGUAGAUGUACCCAUUUUUAACUGGAUAAAUUUAUAUUUCCU
This is a messenger RNA of Saccostrea echinata, 273 nucleotides long. Its product is annotated as serine protease inhibitor Cvsi-2-like. The transcript is spliced from 4 exons. Lineage: Eukaryota; Metazoa; Mollusca; Bivalvia; Ostreida; Ostreidae. Bases 1 to 252 code for a protein of 83 amino acids. The record is from RefSeq and is a predicted model, not a curated record.